GUUUGAAACUGGUGUUUUGACAAGUUUCUAAUAACAAAUACAAUAUGUAUAAUGCAGGUGGAGGUGACCGAGCUGGUGGUGACAAGGAAAAGAAAAGGAAGGAAAGUAUUGUAGACCUGUCAAAGUAUUUAGAAAAGCCUAUUCGUGUAAAAUUUCAAGGAGGAAGAGAGGCUUCUGGAAUUUUGAAAGGAUAUGAUCCACUGUUGAAUCUUGUGCUUGAUAAUACAACAGAAUUCCUUAGGGAUCCUGAUGAUGCUUAUAAAUUAACAGACGACAGGCGGUCUCUUGGAUUGGUUGUGUGUCGAGGAACUGCAGUUGUUGUGAUUUGUCCAACAGAGGGCAUGGAGUCUAUUCCUAAUCCUUUUAUUUCAAAUGAAAGUUAAUAAACUGUGUAUCAUUUUGUGUUUUUAUAAAGAAUUGUAAAUUAUGAUUGUACUUUUUUUCCUAAA
This is a messenger RNA of Stegodyphus dumicola, 449 nucleotides long. It is a transcript of the gene LSm7, whose product is annotated as U6 snRNA-associated Sm-like protein LSm7. The record is from RefSeq and is a predicted model, not a curated record. Gene Ontology annotation, cellular component: U2-type prespliceosome; Lsm1-7-Pat1 complex; U6 snRNP. NCBI's taxonomy places the organism in Eukaryota, Metazoa, Arthropoda, Arachnida, Araneae, Eresidae. Gene Ontology annotation, biological process: mRNA splicing, via spliceosome; nuclear-transcribed mRNA catabolic process. Gene Ontology annotation, molecular function: RNA binding.